AUGCCAACUGGCCGGAAAGGCUGUGCCAGCGGCAGCUUUAUGUUUCAGCAGGGAGACUUCAAUGCAGAGUCCGCGAGAAGGAAAGUUAUAUCGGCGAGUACGGAAUUGGAACCAGAAAUGGCCGUGGACGGCUAUAUAAGAAACCACAUAGAUUAUAUACUGUCAAGCUCAAAACGUAUCAUAUCGGACGUUACAUUCAUUGAAGAGAAAAGCAUUGACUCCGGCCACCGCCUUGCACGUAUAAUAAUCAAGGUAAACUUCUCUCAUGAGAAAGCCGUGUUGAAGAAGAGAACUCAGCAAGGAGAAAUUGUUAACAUGGCAUCAUUAGCCAGGAAACUAGAAGCUCAGGAUUGGUCCAUGACAGCAACGACGUGGACCACGAUUACGCAGAUGUCAUUGGAAAAAUCAGUGAAGCAGCCAAGGACGAAUGCGAUACGGCUUCGUCAAGAAGAUCGACGAGAUUACACAAUCGCACCAAAAAAUUGA
This is a messenger RNA of Anisakis simplex (herring worm), 486 nucleotides long. The record is from the annotation of a GenBank genome assembly. NCBI's taxonomy places the organism in Eukaryota, Metazoa, Nematoda, Chromadorea, Rhabditida, Anisakidae.